Messenger RNA from Herpailurus yagouaroundi (jaguarundi), 7330 nucleotides. It is a transcript of the gene GRIK1, whose product is annotated as glutamate ionotropic receptor kainate type subunit 1. Gene Ontology annotation, cellular component: membrane. Gene Ontology annotation, biological process: monoatomic ion transport. NCBI's taxonomy places the organism in Eukaryota, Metazoa, Chordata, Mammalia, Carnivora, Felidae. Gene Ontology annotation, molecular function: ligand-gated monoatomic ion channel activity; signaling receptor activity. The record is from RefSeq and is a predicted model, not a curated record. Bases 394 to 3150 code for a protein of 918 amino acids. The transcript is spliced from 17 exons.
CCGUCCCCCGCCCCCCGCCACUCUCCAUCGGACCGGAGGACGAAUGAGGAAGACGUGCCCGCAAAUUGGGACAUCAACUUUCCCCAGCUGGUCUCUGGGCUCCGGGAGCAGAAGCGCGCCGGUCCUCCGCCGUCCGCGGCCCACGAAGGAGGAGCAGCAGCGGUGAUGGGCUAGCGGCUGAAGCGAGGAGCCCCGAGCGAGCCCCGCGUCGCCAGCCAGCUCCGUGUUCCCACGCCCGCGCCCUCGAAAUCUCUCCGGGGGGGGGGGGAGCGCUCAGGGGUGCCGCCGCCGAGCAUCCCAGGGAGGAUGAGGCAGGGAGCCGGCCCGGUAGCGCUGCAUCUGGCGGGCGUGCGGCCGCGGCUGGGGCUCGGCAGGAAUUAAGAAGCCGAGAAGAUGGAGAGCCGCGCACUCCUCGCCCAGCCCGGGCUCCGGACCAGGGACACAGGCUGGGCGCUCCUCUAUUUCCUCUGCUGCGUCCUCCCCCAGACCGCCCCGCAAGUACUCAGGAUCGGAGGGAUUUUUGAAACUGUGGAAAACGAACCUGUUAAUGUUGAAGAAUUAGCAUUCAAGUUUGCAGUCACCAGCAUUAACAGAAAUCGAACCCUGAUGCCUAACACCACGUUAACCUAUGACAUCCAGAGAAUUAAUCUUUUUGAUAGUUUUGAAGCCUCGCGGAGAGCCUGCGACCAGCUGGCUCUUGGUGUGGCUGCUCUCUUUGGCCCUUCCCACAGUUCCUCUGUCAGCGCUGUGCAGUCAAUUUGCAAUGCUCUCGAAGUUCCACACAUACAGACCCGCUGGAAACACCCAUCGGUGGACAACAAAGACUUGUUUUACAUCAACCUGUACCCAGAUUAUGCAGCCAUCAGCAGGGCGGUCCUGGAUCUGGUCCUCUACUACAACUGGAAAACAGUGACAGUGGUGUAUGAAGACAGCACAGGCCUCAUUCGUCUACAAGAGCUCAUCAAAGCUCCCUCCAGAUAUAACAUUAAAAUCAAAAUCCGCCAGCUACCCUCUGGGAAUAAAGAUGCCAAGCCUUUACUCAAGGAGAUGAAGAAGGGCAAGGAGUUCUAUGUGAUAUUUGAUUGUUCACAUGGGACAGCUGCUGAAAUCCUUAAGCAGAUUCUGUUCAUGGGCAUGAUGACUGAGUACUAUCACUACUUUUUCACAACCCUGGACUUAUUUGCUUUAGAUCUGGAACUCUAUAGGUACAGUGGUGUAAACAUGACCGGGUUUCGGCUGCUUAAUAUUGACAACCCUCGCGUGUCCUCCAUCAUUGAGAAGUGGUCCAUGGAGAGACUGCAGGCCCCCCCCAGGCCAGAGACUGGCCUUUUGGAUGGCAUGAUGACAACUGAAGCGGCUCUGAUGUAUGAUGCCGUGUACAUGGUGGCCAUUGCCUCCCACCGGGCUUCCCAGCUGACCGUCAGCUCCUUACAGUGUCAUCGACACAAGCCAUGGCGCCUUGGACCCAGAUUUAUGAACCUAAUUAAAGAGGCUCGGUGGGAUGGCCUGACCGGGCGUAUCACCUUCAAUAAAACCGAUGGCUUGAGGAAGGAUUUUGAUCUGGAUAUCAUUAGUCUCAAAGAGGAAGGAACUGAAAAGGCUGCUGGCGAAGUGUCUAAACACUUAUAUAAAGUGUGGAAGAAGAUUGGGAUUUGGAACUCCAACAGUGGCCUUAACAUGACCGAUGGCAACAAAGACAGGUCCAACAAUAUCACCGAUUCACUGGCCAACCGAACACUCAUAGUCACCACCAUUUUGGAAGAACCCUAUGUGAUGUACAGGAAAUCUGAUAAGCCUUUGUAUGGAAAUGACAGAUUUGAAGGGUAUUGCCUGGAUCUGUUGAAAGAAUUGUCAAACAUCUUGGGCUUCAUUUAUGAUGUCAAACUCGUCCCUGAUGGCAAAUAUGGAGCCCAGAAUGACAAAGGAGAGUGGAAUGGAAUGGUCAAAGAACUUAUAGAUCAUAAGGCUGAUCUGGCAGUGGCUCCUCUAACCAUUACCUAUGUUCGGGAGAAAGUCAUUGACUUCUCCAAGCCCUUCAUGACCCUGGGUAUCAGCAUUCUCUACCGGAAGCCCAAUGGUACCAAUCCAGGAGUGUUCUCCUUCCUCAACCCCCUGUCUCCUGACAUUUGGAUGUAUGUGCUCUUAGCCUGCUUGGGAGUCAGUUGUGUACUCUUUGUGAUUGCAAGGUUUACACCCUACGAGUGGUAUAACCCCCACCCAUGCAACCCUGACUCAGAUGUGGUGGAAAACAAUUUUACUUUACUAAAUAGUUUCUGGUUUGGAGUUGGCGCUCUCAUGCAGCAAGGAUCAGAGCUGAUGCCCAAAGCUCUAUCAACCAGAAUAGUUGGCGGGAUAUGGUGGUUUUUCACCUUAAUCAUCAUUUCAUCCUACACUGCCAACCUGGCUGCCUUCUUGACAGUGGAGAGAAUGGAAUCCCCCAUAGAUUCAGCAGAUGAUCUGGCAAAGCAAACCAAGAUAGAAUAUGGGGCAGUCAGAGAUGGAUCCACAAUGACCUUCUUCAAGAAAUCAAAGAUAUCUACCUAUGAGAAGAUGUGGGCAUUUAUGAGCAGCAGGCAGCAGACAGCCCUGGUAAAAAACAGUGAUGAAGGGAUCCAACGAGUACUCACCACUGACUAUGCCCUAUUGAUGGAGUCCACCAGCAUUGAGUAUGUGACGCAGAGAAAUUGCAACCUCACUCAGAUUGGGGGCCUCAUUGACUCCAAAGGUUAUGGAGUGGGAACACCUAUCGGCUCUCCUUACCGGGAUAAAAUCACUAUCGCUAUCCUUCAACUACAAGAGGAGGGCAAACUGCAUAUGAUGAAAGAAAAGUGGUGGCGGGGAAAUGGCUGCCCAGAGGAAGACAGCAAAGAGGCCAGUGCUCUGGGAGUAGAAAAUAUUGGGGGCAUAUUCAUUGUUCUGGCUGCUGGACUGGUCCUCUCUGUAUUUGUAGCCAUUGGAGAAUUUAUAUACAAAUCACGGAAAAACAGUGAUAUUGAACAGGCUUUUUGUUUCUUUUAUGGACUGAAGUGUAAACAAACCCAUCCAACCAACUCCACUUCUGGAACCACUUUAUCUACGGAUUUAGAAUGUGGCAAAUUAAUUCGAGAGGAGAGAGGGAUUCGGACACAGUCCUCAGUUCACACUGUGUAAUCAGUUAAAAAAAAAAAAAAAGUGUGCCCAGUAGAAAUUGUUUCUGCUAAUUGGUAUUGUUGAUGAUAUCUGUAUCUUUUAAGCAUAAAUAGCCAUAAUUCUUUAUCCUGUCAAGGUAGCAAAACUCAUGGACUCUAGACACUGAAUUCAAUGCACUGAAAACAGAUGCACAUUCUGUGUUGAAACCGAGGUGUAUUAGGGGCAUAUAAACUUCAAUAUAUGUGUAUUUUCCAGAAUCUGCUAUACCAUCAAGAUAACGGUUAUCUUAGUUCUAUAUUUAUGUGUUAAAAAUAAGCAAGUCUUUCUUCAUGAAAAAAUAGAUGUAGAUUUUCAACAGUGCAAAGCAUAAAAACAAAAUGCUAGUAUGGUGGAAUUCUUUUUUAUCUUUGUGGACCUUUUGUUUUUCUUUUUUUUUUUAAACUCCUGUUUCCCUCUCCCUGUCCCUUCUGUUCUAUGUAGAUCCACAUAUUCAAACUACCCGAAACCCUAACUUUUGGUAGUAAGUCCAUAACAACGUUGACGUUCAACUCAAAUUGAUUCCACUAUUUAAAAUGUAUUAUUUACACAAAGACUCAAGGUGUCUUGUAUUUUAAAAAUUGAAAAACGUGAUCCAGAAAAUGGAAACUAAACUUGAACCCUCUGGCGUCACAGAAGAGCAUUAGCUAUGCUGAACUUCACUCAGAAAGGCACAACUCAGUCGAAAAUGAUUCUUGGGUCGAAAUUCAUUAACAUCAAGCUCUCACGUAACAUUUACCUGACAACCCUCUGUACGUUCAGAUCAUAGUAUGUUCAGAGUCUCCAAGGAACUGUGGUUUUUUUCAUGCUGCAGACUAUUUCUUGCAAGCUCCAGACAAACUCCUAAACUAGGAACUAACACAUAGCAUCUUCUAUUUUCCACUGACUCACUUUCACUAUGCAUUGACGAACAUCUUUUCACAAGAUGUAAUUUUAUUCCUUUCCUACUCACCCAGCAUAGAGUGGUUGUUCUCCUCACAAUCUUUUCUGAGCAUUAACACUUUCACACUCAUUUCUUUGGAUGCUUUGUCAUUAUCAAUUCACUCCAAGUAUAUUAGGGAGAAGGGCAAGGAGGAGAAAAUAAAUAGAGGAAAGAAUUUCCAUACACAUUAGUUACAGAUCUCUAGAUUUAUUUUCCACCUGCAUUCAAAAUGUUGUAAAUAAUUCCCACUCUAACUCAGCUUGGUGGCAUAAGAAACCAACUGCAUACUUAAUUUGUUGUGAUGGAGGAUGUCUGCCUGCCCUCUGAGCUUCUUUUCCUCUUCACAGUGCAUAGGGGAAUUGAGGAUGCCUUUCAUCUUCCCCCAGCAUGGGAUCAGUUGGUCUUUGUUCUCCUUAAUGGGAUUACCUUUUGACAUGUGAAGUUAGCCCCAAAACAUAUUUCUCAGAAUUAAAGAUAAGCCAUCUGUGCAAUCAUGUAGCAUUUUGCCUUCUCUUUGCUUAGCUUUAAAUGGGUUCCAAUUUUUGAACCACAGGUCCCUCCAGUCAAAACUAUAUUUCUCCAGUAACGCAUGUAUAGGAAAGUUGACUCCUGCCCUGAUUUUCUCAGUCUUGCUUUCUUCUUUAAAUAAAUGUGCUUUUAAGAAAAUAUCUCUAAAUUACACUAACAUUUAUCUACUGUUAUUAAAGUGAAAGCAGCACACUUUGUCCUGGGUCAGAGUUUACAUCUUCAUAAUCAAUAGAGGCAAACAUUGGAGUAUUUUAGUAUUCAGAAUUUAUUGAUUCUGUAUGUGGAAACCACAAAUUACAUGAGUUUAUCUUCCCAAGGACUAUUUAAUAAAUCAAAGAUGCUACCAAAAAAGUUCAAGGGUGAUUGAUGAAGUUGAGAUGAUCAAGGGGUUAGCGAUAACAAAAUCUGCUUUUCUACAGAGACUCUCCUUUGAAAGUGUAAUUCAGAGUCUGGGUAAACUUAAUAGUUGUGUGCCACUUUAAGAUGUAUACUACCUAUUUCUGAUAUUUAUAUCUUAUUUUACAGUUUUCAAAAUGUUUUGAAAUGAUACAGCAUUACAUUUAAUCCAUUCAACAAUUUUAUUUCAGCUUUACUAACAGAGAAAUAAGCAGUCAGCAACCUGGAGUCCUAGAAUUUAGAAUUAUAGGAGAAUUUUCAAAAUCAACCAAACUUAGGUGCAGGUUCCAGUACAGCCACAUGCUGAAUCACAGUAGACAAGUGACUGCAUUUCUCAGAGCCUUUGUUUCUUAGUAGGUAAUAUUAGGACAUAAUUUCUGGGUCAUAAGGUACCAUUGACAAGUGUUAUUCAAAUUAGAUUUUCUGGUCAAGGAACCCACGGAACACUACUCUAAACUUUCUUUACGGCAUGAUAUCUCAUGAUAUCUCAUUUAACAUGUUAUGAUGCAUUGGGAAUUUUCAACAAGAUUGGAAAGCAUUCAGUAUUUCCCAAACUUAUUAGAUAGCAGAAUCUGUUUUUCCCCUGAAGUAUCUUGACAGACCAUUUUCUACAGAUCAUACUCAGGGAAUGCUGGCUUGAUGAUAUGUACCUCAUCCAGUGUUAUUGUACAAAACACAUUAACCAUGCCUGGCACAUCGUUGCCAUUCAGUAAACAAUGGUAUUGACGAUUGGGGGUAGUUUUUAAUUUCUCUGAGCCCUAGUUUCCUCAUUUGUAAAAUGAAGAUAAUUUGUUGACCUAUAUUUGCUUUGAGAAUUAAAUGAAAUUCUAUAAUGGUAUUGGAAAUAAGAUCAUUUAUAAGAAUUCUGUUAAUAGAUAUUGGUUAACAGAUAUUAGCCCCUUAUAGAGAAAUUAGGUAUUGCUAUCUGGUCAUGUGGCCAGUAAGUACAAUUUAUCAUGCAUCUUAAUACACAGUCUGUCUGGAAAAGAGGUUUUCCAAUUACAGGUUCAAACUCUCUCUCUAAAACCACUUUUCCUUACACAAUCAUUAAAAAUCAAGGACAAGUUCAUUGCACCCCAGGGAAGGACCCAAACUGGCAACACAUGAGGAUCCAGUAGAAGUCAUGAACCUCAUCUCUAGAAAUUCUUAUUUGAUUAGUCUGGAAGGAGGGCAGGACAAUAGUUUUUUAAGGUAGUCGGUUGAUUUUACUGUGCAGUAGUGAUCUAAAGCAUAAUCUUAUGUGUGUAAUCAGCAUUCAAUAAUUCAUUGAUGUCUGUUGAUUGAUUCCAGAGGUACGACCACUAAUUCUAAGCCAAGAUAUACUCACAUAUUUGGCAUUCAAUAUUCAAUAAACCCUUUAUAGAGAGAGUUCAAAAAGAAACUGCACAUCUUUGAGAUAAAAAUUUCACUAUAUUCAAUUGAUGACCUUCAUGUUUAGUUAUAGUUGCUAGACCUACUCAAAAUGAUCAAAUAGGUAGUUUAAUUGGUCUCUGUGCCCUUUUUUCCCUUGAAGAACUUCUAUUCAUUUCAGAAACCAAGGCUCCUUACACUUCUUUUUCUUUUUAUACAUGCCCUGGACAACCAAUACUUGACAUCAAGUAAAUGACUGCUGAAACGACAGUGACUCCACCAGGGGCCAUUGCAUUUUAAGUGAAAUUUAGAAAAAAAGAACCUUGAACAUGAAAGAAAAAAUUCCAAACUCUGUUUUUUUUGUCAUUAGUUCUCAGAACUUUGGUGUACCUCAGAAUCAACCGGGGAAAUUAUUUAAAAUAUGGAUUAUAGGUUCUACCUCCAUAGAUUGCUUCUCAGUGAGUGUAAUCCAGGAAUUGGUGACUUUUUAACAAAAUCUGAAAGCGAAUGCUUAAAAUUAGUUGUAGACAUUAGUUUCCAUAAAAAAAAAAUAGCUUCAAUAUAGCAGUUUUCUCCAAAAUUAGGUCAUGUACAUGAGUUUUUUUAGUACAAGGGAUUUUUUAAAAAUACCUUUCCUUACAUGAGCUUUUUUCCCCCCAACAAUCUUAAAUACAGCUGUUUUACUUUAAAACUUUGGUAAGCAUGAGUUUUCUUUAAAGCUAGAUGGAACACAGCAAUUUGACUUCAAGUUAAGUGGUGAGGGUGAGAUUUUAUUAACAUUGGCAGGUUAUCUGUGGCUUAUACUUUGAGGAAUACUGUUUAAAGUUAGCAAGAGAGCAGAGAGGUGUUUGAAAAGAUUGAACAGUGCAUCGACAACUAUGGAGCAUCUAACGCUGUCUAAUCCAAUUCCUGACAAGCCUGCUUAUAAUCCAAUGCAAUAAGGAAAAAAAUAAAGUUUAUUUUGUCUUA